CACACACACACACACACACACAGACACACAGAGACACACACACACGGUGAAGUGCAGUCCAGUCACGGUCCAGGGAGGCACUUUGCUCUCUAUGUGUUCUUAGGUUAUAGCCUCAAGCUUUCCUGGAUGACUAUGAGCCUAACUGCCAUCAAUGAAGGACCACAAUACGACACACCACUGGGGAACUUGCACAGCUUGUCCACACCUUUUUCAAAGGUCAUUGACCCCUGAGAAAGGAUUGAUCCAGAUUCACUCUUAUCUCUCAAUGACACAGAACUUUUAUCUCUCGGAUGAGCACUUUUAUCAAGUAAGGAGAUGGCCAAGGUGUACAGACUCUAUGUAGGAAUAGUAACAGCUCUGGCCUUAUGCAAAUACUCCCUGGCAGAGUGGAAUGCCACAGACGAGUCUGCCAAUCGCACUGUGUCCCACUGUCAUCACCAUGGCAACAGAGACAAUUGCACAGCAGACACAGUCGAUACAGUCAAGUGGAACGGCCACUUCUCAAAAUGUCCAGAAGAACUAGACAACUAUUGUGUCCAUGGGGAGUGUCGUUACAUUAAAGAACAGAAGGCACCGUCUUGCAGGUGUCAGCAAGGUUACAUUGGUUCCAGGUGUGAAUACCUGGACCUGGACUCACAGAGAGGAGAGAAACGACAUAUCAUAAUCGUCUGCGUCAUAGCAGGGCUUAUUCUUCUCAUUCUUCUCAUUGUAUUCAUCUGCUUUUGCUCACAUAGGUGGAGAUCAUGUAGGCAAAGGGUGCGACGAAGGGAAGAGCCAAGGAACGGGACAGAGAAGCUCAGCAUGAUGGACACCAGCACAACACACACACCUCUAACAGCAGACUCAACAGAACCACCGCACACCGACGCUGUGUGAGAGAUGUGUUUGGAGUACGUGUGCGACCACAAGUCUGCAGAUUGUUUAGACACGUGGGAUUUAGUCCUUCAUUCGACAGCUGCUGCCUUUUGUCUCACAGUGGCAGGAGUAUGCCAUAGGAGGCCCUCAAUGUGCUGCACAGGACUGAAGCUGCUCAAAGGAUAGAUAAGAAAUGUGUCUUUAAAAGGACACCCUUGUCUGUUGAAGCUUCAGAACAAAGAGGGCACCAUCCUGGAUGUAUGAUAAACAACAAGUUGGCAAGGACACUUUUUUUUUUCCAAAUGGCUUACAGCCAUAUCCGUUUGUAAGCUUUUCACUUAGCACUGCUUACUGCACAUAGCUGAACAAAUUGUUGCUAUGUAGGAAAAAGCUGUGACACCAGCUGGCUGCUGGUAAUAACAGCUGAUCAAGUUAUUGGUCUGUGUGGGAGACACUGAAAACUGAGAGGAGAGUGACUAUGUGAAGACACUACACUCCAUGUUCUCUUUGGGGGAACUCUUGUCACAAAAAUAAAAGAUUAAAUUUGUAGAA
This is a messenger RNA of Larimichthys crocea (large yellow croaker), 1407 nucleotides long. It is a transcript of the gene btc, whose product is annotated as betacellulin, epidermal growth factor family member. The record is from RefSeq and is a predicted model, not a curated record. The coding region runs from base 316 to 876 and encodes 186 amino acids. Lineage: Eukaryota; Metazoa; Chordata; Actinopteri; Sciaenidae. Gene Ontology annotation, biological process: positive regulation of cell population proliferation; positive regulation of mitotic nuclear division; epidermal growth factor receptor signaling pathway. The transcript has 5 exons. Gene Ontology annotation, molecular function: growth factor activity; epidermal growth factor receptor binding.